Molecule: messenger RNA, 4498 nt
Organism: Paecilomyces variotii
Lineage: Eukaryota; Fungi; Ascomycota; Eurotiomycetes; Eurotiales; Thermoascaceae
Product: putative cation transporting ATPase
Exons: 4
Coding region: 194-4105 (1303 amino acids)
Biological process (GO): intracellular calcium ion homeostasis
Cellular component (GO): endoplasmic reticulum membrane
Molecular function (GO): ATP binding; P-type ion transporter activity; ATP hydrolysis activity
Source: RefSeq, a predicted model, not a curated record
CUUGGGAGCUUUGACAUCGUCGAGGUGGCUUCUUCGCAGAACUUGUUGCCGCUUCCUUGUACGGCUCUUUUCUCCCGAGGACGCUUGAUCGGUCUUGGUGGGAUUUCUUGUUACAAUAUUAUCUUGCUUAUGAUUUACUGAAUCCAUUCACUUGUUGCUCCGACCUGCCGUCGCGGUCUCUCGAGUUGCCAACAUGGCGAAACUCGUCGAUGAUCCCCAGAUUCAACAUGCCUCCCUUCGGAAUCCACUCCCUACUCAGAUGCAUAUCUAUGUGCUCCCUUUUACCAUCAUAUGGCCCCUGUUCUUCUCGAUCUAUCUGAAUCCCCAGCGAUAUGAUAAGUACAUUCAGGGCCAGGAAUGGACCUUUGUCUAUUCCGGAUCUAUUAUCACUGUACAAUCGUUGUUAUGGUUGAUGACGAAAUGGAGUAUCAACAUCAGGGCGCUGUUCACCACAACAGGCUCCCGGAGCAUCGAUUCAGCCCAGCUUAUCAAGAUUAUUCCUGUGACGAACGCCGGAGCCGCGGAGAUCUGUGACCUGAUCCAUGAUACCACCGGUGGAAAGAAAACCAUCUCCUUUUUGUUCCAGAAGCGCCGUUUCCUUUACUAUCCGGAGCGGAAAGCCUUUGCGCCACUAUCCUACGUCCUGGAUGCAGACCCUAAGCCCCCGAUCAGGUUCUUCCAGCAGUCCCGUGGCUUGACCACCAAGACUGAGGUUGAUCGUGUUCACCACCACUAUGGCGACAAUACGUUCGAUAUUCCGGUUCCAGGCUUCAUUGAACUCUGGAAGGAACAUGCCGUCGCGCCCUUCUUCGUCUUCCAGAUUUUCUGCGUGGGUCUAUGGAUGCUGGAUGAAUACUGGUACUACUCCCUUUUCACCUUGUUCAUGCUGGUUGCGUUCGAAAGCACUGUUGUCUGGCAACGUCAGCGCACGCUGAACGAGUUCCGCGGCAUGAGCAUCAAACCUUACGAUGUCUGGGUUUUCCGUGAGGGAAAGUGGCAGGAGAUCAGCAGCGACAAGUUGCUCCCUGGAGACCUCAUGUCAGUGAAUCGAACCAAGGAAGACAGUGGCGUUGCCUGUGAUAUCCUCCUCAUUGAGGGUAAUGUGAUCGUCAAUGAAGCUAUGCUUUCUGGUGAAAGUACACCCUUGCUGAAGGAGUCUAUCCAACUUCGACCUGGUGACGACUUGAUCGACCCGGAUGGACUUGAUAAGAACGCAUUUGUCCAUGGAGGAACUAAAGUCCUUCAAAUCACACACCCAAGCUCCAGCGCACAAGGUGCAGAGAAGCUCCCGGAGACAUCCCCCGGGGUCCCUAACCCUCCGGACAACGGUGCUCUGGGCGUGGUUGUUAAGACCGGAUUUGAGACCAGUCAGGGAAGUCUGGUUCGCACAAUGAUCUACUCUACAGAGAGAGUCUCCGCCAACAAUGCUGAAGCUCUGCUUUUCAUCCUGUUCCUGCUCAUCUUCGCCCUGGCUGCUUCUUGGUACGUGUGGCAAGAGGGUGUUCAGAAGGAUCGCAAACGGUCCAAGCUUCUGCUUGACUGUGUCCUGAUCAUCACGAGUGUUGUUCCUCCUGAACUUCCCAUGGAGCUGAGUCUGGCUGUCAACACCAGUCUUGCUGCCCUCAGCAAAUUCGCCAUCUUCUGCACAGAGCCGUUCCGCAUUCCCUUCGCUGGCCGCGUCGAUGUGGCCUGUUUCGACAAGACUGGAACAUUAACUGGCGAAGACCUUGUCGUCGAUGGAAUUGCUGGGCUUACCCUUGGCCAGAAAGGAGCCCAAGUGGAAGCCAACGGUGGUCACACUGAACUGGCAAAAGCUGAGGGUAUUGAUGUGUACACUGCACUUGUCCUUGCUUCGGCUCACGCCCUUGUGAAGCUGGAUGAGGGAGACAUUGUUGGCGAUCCAAUGGAAAAGGCUACAUUGGAAUGGCUCGGCUGGGUACUCGGUAAGGAUGACAUCCUUGUCAGCAAGGGUGUUUCCGCGAAGAGCUCCUCUAUUGUUCCAGAAUCUGUUCAGAUUAAGAGAAGAUUCCAAUUCUCUUCUGCUCUUAAGCGUCAAAGCACUAUCGCGACCGUUACUACCACGGACCGAAAGACUUCAAAGAGGACGAAGGCGACAUUCGUCGGUGUUAAGGGAGCACCAGAGACUAUCCGGUCCAUGCUGGUCAACACGCCUGAGAACUAUGAGGAGACCUUCAAGUAUUUCACCCGUAACGGAGCUCGUGUCCUCGCCUUGGCCUACAAGUAUCUCUCCCCGGAAGCCGAGAUCAGCCAGGGACGUGUGAACAAUUACACGAGAGAAGAGAUUGAGUCAGAAUUAACUUUCGCUGGAUUCCUUGUUCUUCAGUGCCCUCUGAAGGAAGAUGCUGUCAAGGCGGUUCGUAUGCUCAACGAGAGCAGCCACCGUGUAGUCAUGAUUACUGGAGACAACCCACUUACUGCCGUUCACGUCGCAAGGCAGGUGGAAAUUGUCGAUCGUGACGUGCUCAUCCUUGAUGCUCCCGAGAAUGAUACCUCUGGAACGAGACUCGUCUGGCGUAGCGUCGAUGACAAGUUCAACCGCGACGUGGACCCCACGCAACCCCUGGACCGUGAAACUCUGGAGACUAAGGAUAUCUGUGUCACUGGUUAUGCCCUGGCCAAGUUCAAAGGUCAAAAAGCUCUUCCGGACCUUCUCCGUCAUACUUGGGUAUAUGCUCGUGUGUCGCCGAAGCAGAAGGAGGAGAUUCUUCUUGGACUCAAGGAUGCUGGUUACACUACCCUGAUGUGCGGUGACGGUACAAAUGACGUUGGUGCACUGAAGCAGGCUCAUGUCGGUGUCGCUUUGCUGAACGGUUCGCCCGAGGAUCUCACCAAGAUUGCUGAGCAUUACCGGAACACGAAGAUGAAGGAAAUCUACGAAAAGCAGGUCGCCAUGAUGCAACGAUUCAACCAGCCUGCUCCUCCUGUUCCUGUUCAAAUUGCUCACCUCUAUCCUCCCGGCCCGAACAACCCGCACUAUGAAAAGGCUAUUGAGCGAGAAGCCCAGCGGAAAGGUAUUACCAACGCUUCUGCUGCUGGUGUUCAGGACACCUCCAAGCCCGAGGCUACCAUUGUGUCUCCCGGUGCACAAGCACUGCAGCGGUCGAACCAGAACCUCUCUCCUCAGCAGCAACGCCAGCAGCAGGCCACUGUGGCAGCUGCGGGUCUUGCUGAUAAGCUCACUACCUCGAUGAUGGAGCAGGAGCUCGACGAUAGCGAGCCGCCAACGAUCAAGCUGGGCGACGCCUCGGUCGCUGCCCCCUUCACUAGCAAGCUUGCUAAUGUCGUUGCCAUUCCCAACAUCAUUCGCCAAGGCCGUUGUACCCUCGUCGCUACGAUUCAGAUGUACAAGAUUCUGGCUUUGAACUGCUUGAUCAGUGCCUACAGUUUGAGUGUGAUCUACCUCGAUGGUAUCAAGUUCGGAGACGGCCAAGUCACCAUUAGCGGUAUGCUCAUGAGUGUCUGCUUCCUAUCCAUCUCUCGUGCCAAGUCAGUCGAAGGCCUGUCAAAGGAGCGUCCACAACCGAAUAUCUUCAACGUCUACAUCAUUGGUUCGGUGCUUGGGCAGUUUGCCAUUCACAUUGCGACGCUGAUCUACCUUUCGAAUUAUGUCACCAAGAUUGAGCCGAAGUCGAAUGAUGUCGAUCUGGAAGGCGAGUUUGAGCCAUCUCUGCUCAACAGUGCCGUCUAUCUGCUUCAGCUUAUCCAACAGAUCUCUACAUUCUCUAUCAACUACCAGGGUCGCCCAUUCCGCGAGUCUAUCCGCGAGAACAAGGCCAUGUACUGGGGUCUGGUGGCUGCCUCGGCUGUUGCCUUCUCUUGCGCUACCGAGUUUGUUCCCGAGAUCAACGAGAAGCUGCGCCUGGUGCCAUUCAGCAACGAGUUCAAAGUCACGUUGACGGUCCUGAUGGUUCUGGACUACGCUGGCUGCUGGAUCAUUGAGAAUGUUCUGAAGCAGCUCUUCAGCGACUUCCGUCCUAAAGACAUCGCCAUCCGUCGACCAGACCAGCUGCAGCGAGAGGCUGAGCGCAAGAGAAAGGAAGAGGCGGAGGCAGAGGCUGAGAGGGAGAAGCAGCGUAAAGUCUAAUGUUGUUAUAUUACGAUGGGUGAUGGCAAUGUAUAGAUUGUCUCAAUGGUGGGAACAGUAUACUGUCUGCCCCCUCACCUGCAGCUUAUGAGGGCAGCGGCGGAUAGAGAUCUCAUAAACAUGGUGCUUAUAGAAUCAAGUAGUUGUGUUGACUUAUUGCUGAGCCCUGUAAUAGAUUUUGACGCGCUUUUUUCAUGAGAGGAUGAGUUUCCAUUCCUGAUUCUGGGCCACUGUCACUGUGUUGGUUAACGGAGCGGUAGAGAAUAAUGCUUAGAAGUGUUUGCCACACAAUGGCCUUAGAAGGAAAGUUUCUGAGAACCCUAUGGACCUUUGCCCCGGUUCAGUGGGAGACGUUGAAUAGUUAUUCGAUGCCGAAAAUGAUGCGAUUCGUGG